AUCAUCUCUGCUAAUUCCUACUUUUCUUUUCUUCUCUUCUCUAUCUUCUUCUUCUUCUUCUUCUCAGUGAGUUUCCUUUUGAUAGGUUUAAUUGCUUAAUCAAUCUUAAUAAUCUUCUCCACUUUCACUUCUCUUCCCCAUUCUUUUUCCUUGUUCCAUUCUCCAGCUUCUCUCUUUCUCGUUCCUUACUUCGCUAAUCUUGCUCUCCCAUCUUGAGCUUAAAAGAAUCUCAUUUCUGCAGAGAGUACGCACUUCUCCUGCAAAGUUGUCGUCUUUCUCCAGAAUCUUCAUCUGGCAACUUUAUAGUUGAUCCUCUGCGAAAGAAUCUGGGUUCCGCUUCUUUUUUUAAUGAGCCGAAUUUGAAGGAAUCUUUCGUAAAGACGAUGAGAUCGAAGUUUUGUUCGUUAGCUCUUCUUCUUGGGCUCUUCUUCGUUUCUUGUAAUGGGUUUGCCUCUAAUGAAGUUGCAGCUCUUAGAAGAUUCAAGGAAGCUAUCUAUGAGGACCCUCUGCUAGUUAUGUCUAAUUGGAAUGAUCCCAAUUCAGAUCCUUGUGAUUGGACCGGCAUUAAUUGCUCUCCAUCUAAAGAUCAUGUUAUCAAGAUAAAUAUAUCGGCUUCAUCGAUAAAAGGGUUUCUUGCACCGGAAUUGGGUCAAAUAACAUACCUGCAGGAACUAAUCCUACAUGGGAACAUUCUUAUUGGGACAAUACCUAAGGAGAUAGGAAAGCUAAAGAACCUAAAGACCUUGGACUUGGGAAACAAUCAUCUAAUGGGACCAAUCCCAGCUGAGAUCGGGGGUUUGUCAAGCAUCAUAAUAAUAAACCUUCAGUCCAAUGGUUUGACUGGAAAGUUGCCUGCAGAGCUCGGUAACUUGAAGUACCUCAGAGAACUUCAUAUUGACAGGAAUAGGCUUCAAGGAACUCUUCAUGUCGCUGGCGCAUCAGGCUAUCAGUCAAAAGUGUAUUCUUCAAAUUCAAGUGCAAAUAUCGCCGGUUUGUGCAAGUCUUUAAAAGUAGCAGACUUUUCAUAUAACUUCUUCGUAGGAAACAUUCCAAAAUGUUUCGAGUACCUUCCAAGGACGAGCUUUCAAGGGAAUUGCAUGCAAAACAAAGAUCUUAAGCAUAGACCUUCUUCCCAGUGCGGUAAUGCACAACUGGUCAAAACUCAUGAAAGCCCGAGUACCCCACCUAAGCACCAGUCAGCUCAAAUGGUGGCUAAGCAUCAUAAAGCAUCAAAACCUAAAUGGCUUCUAGCUCUUGAGAUCGUCACAGGGUCAAUGGUUGGUUUGCUCAUUCUGGUUGCCCUUUUCUCAGCAAUUCAUCGCUGGAACAACAGAUCAUCUCUAAUCAUUCCUUGGAAGAAAUCUUCAAGUGAAAAGGAAAAGUUCACAGUCUACGUAGAUUCCGAAUUGCUGAAAGAUGUUUCAAGAUUAACAAGGCAAGAGCUCGAAGUGGCGUGUGAAGACUUCAGCAACAUCAUUGGGUUAUCUACAGAUAGUCAGAUCUAUAAAGGAACAAUGAAAGGUGGGUCUGAGAUUGCGGUGAUAUCUCUUUGUGUAAAACAAGAAGAUUGGACUGGAUAUCUUGAGCUCUAUUUCCAGAGAGAGGUUGCAGAUUUGGCUAGAUUAAACCACGAGAACACAGCAAAACUACUUGGAUACUGUAAAGAGACCUCACCAUUUACAAGAAUGCUUGUUUUUGAGUAUGCAUCAAACGGAACACUAUAUGAGCACCUCCACUAUGGGGAAGCGGCUUUAGUAUCGUGGGCAAGACGGAUGAAGAUUAUUAUAGGCAUCGCACGUGGUCUCAAGUACCUUCAUAUGGAACUUGAUCCUCCAUUUACAAUCUCUGAGCUGAGCUCAAACGCAAUCUAUCUCACUGAAGAUUUUACUCCCAAGCUGGUUGAUUUUGAAUGCUGGAAGACGAUUCUUGCCAGAUCAGAAAAGAAUUUGAGAAAUAUUAGCAAUCAGGGUUCGAUAUGUGUGCUCCCAAACGGAAUGGAAAGCCGACAUCUCGAUGUGUCGGGUAAUAUCUACGCCUUCGGCAUUCUUUUGGUGGAAGUUGUCAGUGGAAGACCUCCUUAUUGCAAAGACAAAGGUUUCUUAAUUGAAUGGGCAAAGGAGUUCCUUGAAACGCCAGAGGCAAUGGCAGGAUUGGUGGAUCCUGAGCUGAAACAUUUUAACCAAGAAGAUCUAGAGACGGUAUGCGAAGUGGCAAGCCAAUGCUUGAACCGAGAUCCAACCAACAACAACAACAAUAAUAACAAGCCCUCGGUGCAAGAGCUAUGUGAGACGUUGGAGAGUAGAAUCAGUCUGUCAAUUUCUGCGGAACUUAGAUCGUCCUCUUUGGCUUGGGCCGAGCUUGCGCUUGACUCGUGAUGAAGGAGAAAGGAGAGAAAAUAGUGUUGAAUGAUGCAUGCUAACUAACUGAAAACCAAACCCUCACCUCUGUAAAUCAAUCCGACUGAUUACAACAUUUGAUAUUGCUUUCUUUUUUGCUCUGAUCUUCACGAGUGUGUUUGUGUUCUUACGAUCUUGAUUAGUUUUUGUGUGUUUGGGUGUUCAAAAGUGUUCUGUAAAGGAAGAGGAAGAGAGGAACAUAUAGUUCAUGAAAAGAUUUUCUGUAUUAUUUUGGAAAAUCUAUGAGAGAGAUUGAAGAAUGUGCAUAUCAUAUGUAAUUGUAUGUUUGGAUCUAUCAAAUCCUGUUAUAUAUAGCAUUGGACCUAAAUUAAUUAUGUUUA
This is a messenger RNA of Capsella rubella, 2737 nucleotides long. RefSeq names its product probable LRR receptor-like serine/threonine-protein kinase At1g63430. Gene Ontology annotation, molecular function: protein binding; protein kinase activity; ATP binding. The coding region runs from base 384 to 2375 and encodes 663 amino acids. NCBI's taxonomy places the organism in Eukaryota, Viridiplantae, Streptophyta, Magnoliopsida, Brassicales, Brassicaceae. The transcript has 13 exons. The record is from RefSeq and is a predicted model, not a curated record. Gene Ontology annotation, biological process: protein phosphorylation.